CACCACAGUACGGAGCUCGGAGUACAUAGCAUACAGUAGUACUCUGUACUCUGGUCCUGCUCAGCAAUCAUAUCGGCUUUUCUUUUCCUUUUUCUUUUUCUUAACCAGCGCUUGACAUUAUCCUGUAAAGUCGACUAAAAUGGAGAACGGUGCGCCGUCUGAUGGCAAAGACCCAUCAGCAUUCCUCAGUGAAAUUAUUGGAGUUCCAGUAACUGUGAAGCUGAAUUCUGGAGUUGUCUACAAAGGCGAACUUCAAUCAGUGGAUGGUUACAUGAAUAUUGCUUUGGAAAAAACUGAAGAAUAUGUGAAUGGAGCUUUGAGGAAGAACUUUGGAGAUGCUUUUGUCCGCGGAAACAAUGUUCUCUACAUCUCUGCACAAUGAUUACCACAUGCCAUUGACAAGGCAUGUAUCAUGCCUAUAUAAAAUAUGAUGCCACCGGCUCCUGGAGCGACAGCCAUAACGGAGAAGGGAAAGGUCCAACGCUAAAUAGAGGGAGGCCGGGAUGGGAAAGGAGAAAAGGGAGGAAGUCAAUGAUAAACCCCGAGAAGCACAAGCUCUUUAUUGCGAAUAGCAAUCUCUUCUAAGCAAUUUCAAUCCUGUGGAUAUGCAAGUGUAUGUCCAAAUGGACUUGAUGGGAGCGUACCCUUAAUAUACCGAAUCAUAGUAGUGUGGUUCUGUCUUCCGAUUCCUGUGAAAUAUUAUGGCUAAUCGAUUUUUUUUUUCUUUUUUUCUUUUUUUUUUCCCCCCGGG
Messenger RNA from Aspergillus glaucus CBS 516.65, 751 nucleotides. RefSeq names its product U4/U6-U5 snRNP complex subunit LSM6. The transcript is spliced from 3 exons. The record is from RefSeq and is a predicted model, not a curated record. Bases 140 to 382 code for a protein of 80 amino acids. Gene Ontology annotation, biological process: mRNA splicing, via spliceosome; maturation of SSU-rRNA. Gene Ontology annotation, cellular component: U4/U6 x U5 tri-snRNP complex; sno(s)RNA-containing ribonucleoprotein complex; nucleolus. Gene Ontology annotation, molecular function: RNA binding. Lineage: Eukaryota; Fungi; Ascomycota; Eurotiomycetes; Eurotiales; Aspergillaceae.